AUGAGCAUCGCCUCCUCCUCCUCGUCGCUACAGGCGCUCCGAGGGUCUCUUCGACCCUCAGCGACCUGUCGCAGAGCCCUCAACAUUGAGUUCAAGCCGUUCCGGCCCGUCGACGACGCCGCUCUCGAGCCUCGUCCACCCCGCCCCUCCACCCCUACCUUCUUCACCGGCCGGCCCGCCUAUCACACCGCCAUCUCCGAACUCGAGACUGCUCUUCUCUCCGCUCAACAAUCUCUGCGCUCGGCCCAUAUCUAUCCCCUUCCCUCCACCCUCCCCACCCCGCAGCCUCCAAGGGCCGCGUGGCAUCCCGCCCCGGUUCUCUCCAACCUGCUCGGCACGCAGCUCAAGACGAACGCCCAUCGUCGGAUCCUCGACCUUCUCAAUGAAUUGCACGCCCUCCGGCAUGUGGCGGCGCUGAGUGAGCAGGCGGGGGUGGAGAAUGUGCUGGAUGGCGUGUUGGCGCGAUAUGAGAGGGAAGAGCGGGGCGGGGUUGAGGGCGGGAAGAAGGCGGCGGAGGUGGAUGAGUGGGGGAGGGCGUAUGGGAUGGGAAGGAGAAAAGAGUCGAGUGCGAGGGUGUGGAUCGUUCCUUCGCCUUCGGGGCGGCGGUUGCUCGAUGCGCACUCGGAGGGGGAGGCGGUAGCUACGGUAGAGGAAGGAGAAGGGGAGGUGCAGGCGGAAAUACUGGUGAACCACGUCCCGAUCGCCAUUCAUUUCCCAAAGAUCACGGAUAGGGAGACGGUGCUUCGUCCUUUGCGCCUCUCGGGGCUUAUCGGCGCGUUCAAUGUGUUUGCGCUAGCGAGGGGAGGGGGGACGAGUGGGCAGGCGGGGGCCGUGGGUCUGGCGCUGGCGAGGGCAUUGGUGGUCAUGCGGAGCGAGACGGAGGAGGUGCUGCAACGAGAUGGUGCGCUUAUGCGGGAUACGAGGAUGGUGGAGAGGAAAAAGACGGGCAGUGCAAAGGCGAGGAAGAAGUACGCCUGGGUCAAGCGAUAG
Dioszegia hungarica is the source of this 990-nucleotide messenger RNA. Its product is annotated as ribosomal protein S9/S16-domain-containing protein. The record is from RefSeq and is a predicted model, not a curated record. Gene Ontology annotation, biological process: translation. Gene Ontology annotation, cellular component: ribosome; mitochondrial small ribosomal subunit. NCBI's taxonomy places the organism in Eukaryota, Fungi, Basidiomycota, Tremellomycetes, Tremellales, Bulleribasidiaceae. The coding region runs from base 1 to 990 and encodes 329 amino acids. Gene Ontology annotation, molecular function: structural constituent of ribosome; RNA binding. The transcript has 3 exons.